This is a messenger RNA of Sorex fumeus (smoky shrew), 4011 nucleotides long. It is a transcript of the gene DCTN1, whose product is annotated as dynactin subunit 1. Lineage: Eukaryota; Metazoa; Chordata; Mammalia; Eulipotyphla; Soricidae. The record is from RefSeq and is a predicted model, not a curated record. Gene Ontology annotation, biological process: establishment of mitotic spindle orientation; nuclear migration. The transcript is spliced from 32 exons. The coding region runs from base 126 to 3971 and encodes 1281 amino acids. Gene Ontology annotation, cellular component: kinetochore; microtubule associated complex; spindle pole.
GGCCGUGCCCUCUGGCCGGCUGGGCUGCCCAUGCGGGCCUGGCGCCCUGACCCUCCUGCUGGGUGUCUGCCUUUUCUCUCCGUCUCUGGCCGCCUGGGGGAGGGGGCAGGGGCCCAACAAGCACCAUGGCCCAGAGCAAGCGGCACGUGUACAGCCGGACUCCCAGCGGCAGCAGAAUGAGUGCGGAGGCAAGUGCCCGGCCUCUCCGGGUGGGCUCCCGCGUGGAGGUGAUCGGGAAAGGCCACCGAGGCACCGUAGCCUACGUGGGCGCCACCCUCUUUGCCACUGGCAAGUGGGUCGGUGUGAUCCUGGAUGAAGCCAAGGGCAAGAACGAUGGCACCGUCCAAGGCAGGAAGUACUUCACAUGCGAUGAAGGGCAUGGGAUCUUUGUACGACAGUCCCAGAUCCAGGUCUUUGAAGAUGGAGCAGAUACUACUUCCCCAGAGACACCGGAUUCUUCUGCCUCCAAGGUCCUCAAAAGAGAGGGAACUGAUGCGGCUGCAAAGACCAGCAAACUGCGGGGAAUGAAGCCUAAGAAGGCACCGACCGCCCGAAAGACCACAACUCGGCGGCCCAAGUCCACCCGGCCGGCCAGUACCGGGGUGCCUGGGGCCAGUAGCUCCCUGGGACCCUCCGGCUCCGCGUCAGCAGGAGAACUGAGCAGCAGCGAGCCCAGCACCCCGGCACAGACGCCGCUCGCAGCGCCCAUCAUCCCCACGCCGGCCCUCACGUCCCCUGGGGCAGCCCCCCCACUCCUUUCCCCCUCCAAGGAGGAGGAGGGGCUGAGGGCUCAGGUGCGAGACCUGGAGGAGAAGCUGGAGACGCUGCGGCUGAAACGGGCGGAAGACAAGGCGAAGCUGAAGGAGCUGGAGAAGCACAAGAUCCAGCUGGAGCAGGUGCAGGAAUGGAAGAGCAAGAUGCAGGAGCAGCAGGCCGACCUGCAGCGGCGCCUCAAGGAGGCGCGGAAGGAGGCCAAGGAGGCGCUGGAGGCCAAGGAGCGCUACAUGGAGGAGAUGGCCGACACGGCCGACGCCAUCGAGAUGGCCACGCUGGACAAGGAGAUGGCUGAGGAGCGGGCUGAGUCCCUGCAGCAGGAGGUGGAGGCGCUGAAGGAGCGUGUGGACGAGCUCACCACGGACCUGGAGAUCCUCAAGGCCGAGAUUGAGGAGAAGGGCUCUGACGGGGCUGCGUCCAGCUAUCAGCUCAAGCAGCUGGAGGAGCAGAACGCCCGCCUCAAGGAUGCCCUCGUGAGGAUGCGGGACCUUUCUUCCUCCGAGAAGCAGGAGCACGUGAAACUCCAGAAGCUCAUGGAAAAGAAGAACCAGGAGCUGGAGGUGGUGAGGCAGCAGCGGGAGCGCCUGCAGGAGGAACUGACCCAGGCCGAGACCACCAUCGACGAGCUCAAGGAGCAGGUGGACGCUGCUCUGGGUGCUGAGGAGAUGGUAGAGACGCUUACGGACCGGAACUUGAAUCUGGAAGAAAAAGUUCGGGAGUUGAGAGAGACUGUCGGGGACUUGGAGGCGAUGAACGAGAUGAACGAUGAGCUGCAGGAGAACGCGCGGGAGACAGAGCUGGAGCUGCGGGAGCAGCUGGACAUGGCGGGCGCCCGCGUACGCGAGGCCCAGAAGCGUGUGGAGGCGGCCCAGGAGACUGUGGCAGAUUACCAGCAGACCAUCAAGAAGUACCGCCAGCUGACCGCCCACCUGCAGGACGUGAACCGGGAGCUGACCAACCAGCAGGAAGCGUCUGUCGAGCGCCAGCAGCAGCCGCCUCCUGAGACCUUCGACUUCAAGAUCAAGUUUGCUGAGACAAAGGCCCACGCUAAGGCCAUUGAGAUGGAGCUGAGGCAGAUGGAGGUGGCCCAGGCCAACCGGCAUAUGUCCUUGCUGACCGCCUUCAUGCCGGACAGCUUCCUGCGGCCAGGCGGGGAUCACGACUGCGUCCUGGUGCUUCUCCUCAUGCCCCGUCUCAUCUGCAAGGCAGAGCUCAUCCGGAAGCAGGCCCAGGAGAAGUUUGAGCUGAGUGAGAACUGUCUGGAGCGGCCGGGGCUGCGUGGAGCGGCGGGGGAGCAGCUCAGCUUCGCAGCGGGGCUGGUGUACUCGCUGAGCCUGCUGCAGGCCACACUCCACCGCUACGAGCAUGCUCUCUCUCAGUGCAGCGUGGAUGUGUAUAAGAAGGUGGGCAGCCUCUACCCCGAGAUGAGCGCCCACGAGCGCUCCCUGGACUUCCUCAUCGAGCUGCUGCACAAGGACCAGCUGGACGAGACGGUCAACGUGGAGCCUCUGACCAAGGCCAUCAAGUACUAUCAGCACCUGUACAGCAUCCACCUGGCCGAGCAGCCCGAGGACAGCACAAUGCAGCUGGCCGACCACAUCAAGUUCACCCAGAGUGCCCUGGACUGCAUGAGCGUGGAGGUGGGCCGGCUGCGGGCCUUCCUGCAGAGUGGGCAGGAGGCUUCAGAUAUCGCGCUCUUGCUCCGGGACCUAGAGACGUCCUGCAGUGACAUCCGCCAGUUCUGCAAGAAGAUCCGAAGGCGCAUGCCCGGGACGGACGCUCCUGGGAUUCCGGCCGCACUGGCCUUUGGACAACAGGUGUCCGACACGCUGCUCGAUGGCCGGAAGCACCUGACGUGGGUGGUGGCUGUGCUGCAGGAGGUGGCGGCUGCUGCCGCCCAGCUCAUUGCCCCACUUGCAGAGAACGAGGGGCUGCCCGUGGCCACCCUGGAGGAGCUGGCCUUCAAAGCGAAUGAGCAGAUCUACGGGACGCCCUCCAGCAGUCCCUACGAGUGUCUGCGCCAGUCCUGCACCAUCCUCAUCAGCACCAUGAACAAGCUGGCCACAGCCAUGCAGGAGGGAGAGUACGACGCAGAGCGGCCCCCCAGCAAGCCUCCCCCGGUGGAGCUGCGGGCCGCGGCCCUGCGGGCGGAGAUCACGGAUGCCGAGGGCCUGGGCUUGAAGCUGGAGGACCGAGAGACCGUGAUCAAGGAGCUCAAGAAGUCCCUCAAGAUCAAGGGGGAGGAGCUGAGCGAGGCCAAUGUACGCCUCAGCCUGCUGGAGAAGAAGCUGGACAGUGCGGCCAAGGAUGCGGACGAGCGCAUCGAGAAAGUGCAGACGCGGCUGGAGGAGACGCAGGCGCUGCUGCGCAAGAAGGAGAAGGAGUUCGAGGAGACCAUGGACGCGCUCCAGGCCGACAUCGAUCAGCUGGAGGCCGAGAAGGCCGAGCUGAAGCAGCGGCUGAGCAGCCAGUCCAAGCGCGCGGCCGAGGGGCUCCGGGGCCCUGCGCCCUCUGGCAUCGCCACCCUGGUCUCGGGCCUGGCGGGCGAAGAGCAGCAGCGAGGAGGUGCUCCCGGACAGGCUGCGGGCGCGGUGGCGGGCCCGGGACUGGUGAAGGACUCACCGCUGCUGCUGCAGCAGAUCUCGGCGCUGAGGCUGCACAUCUCGCAGCUGCAGCAUGAGAACAGCGUCCUCAGGGGAGCCCAGAUGAAGGCGUCGCUGGCGGCGCUGCCCCCUCUACACGUGGCCAAGCUGCCGCUGCCACCGCGGGAGGGCCCUGACAGCGAGCUGGCGGCCGGAGCGCUGUACCGCAAGACCAGCCAGCUCCUGGAGACGCUGAACCAGCUGAGCACGCACACGCACGUCGUGGACAUCACCCGCACCUGCCCGGCCGCCAAGAGCCCGUCGGCCCAGCUCCUGGAGCAGGUGGCUCAGCUCGCGACCCUCAGCGACACCAUCGAGAAGCUCAGGGACGAGGUCCUCAAGGAGACUGUAUCUCAGCGUCCGGGCGCUGCCGUCCCCACGGACUUUGCCACUUUCCCUUCCUCAGCCUUCCUCAGGGCCAAGGAGGAGCAGCAGGAUGACACGGUCUACGUGGGCAAAGUGACCUUCGCGUGCGCGGCUGGCCUGGGCCAGCGACAUCGGGUGGUGCUGACGCAGGAGCAGCUGCACCAGCUUCACGGCCGCCUCAUCUCCUGACCAUUGUGCCCUGCUGUCCCUCCCACCCUCCUGGUGUCAC